ACUCCUGACUAGGGUCAGUUUGGAUUAAGCUGAACAUGGAUUAUUAUUUUGUAAUAAAUUUUAAACUGCUUUUUCCUUAAACUGCUCAUAUGCAAUGGUUAAAGUUUAUUGUACUGUAUGCCAUAAACGAUGUAAAGGUGAUGUAUUGAAAAUUGAACAACAAUUUGUACACUACAAAUGUUUUCAGUGUAUAAAAUGUCGAAAAAAUUUAAAACAAGGUGGUUUCUUUGUUAAAGAUAAAAAAUUCUACUGUCCAAAUGAUUAUCAGACAGAAUAUGGUGUACGCUGUGAAGCAUGUCAUAAUUAUGUUGAAGGUGAAGUUGUAACAGUAUUGGGGAAGACAUUUCAUACUCAUUGUUUCCGGUGUACAACAUGCAGACGUUUAUUCAAUUCAGGCGAACGGACGACAAUACUCGAUGGAUCUUAUUAUUGUAUGUCAUGUUCAUCAAAUUUUACAAAUGGUGGUAGUGUAACACAUAACACUGUUGGCGGAGCUGCUACUGCUGCUGGCGGUAAUACCAAUGGUGUUGAUUUAGAAGUUAACAGAUCCUCUUCUUCAUCCUCACCAUCAAGUACUUCUUCGCCAUCAAAAAUAAACCAUUUUAAUCCAUUAUCUAGUCAAUCACAUACAAUGCCACCAAUAAUAAUGUCAUCUACACCUUUGCACUCUUCGAAUAAUAAUAAUAAUAAUAAUAAUAACAUUGACAGCACUACUAUUGAUGACAAUCAUCACUCUCAUGGACUUAAACAACAAAAACAACAAACACAGAGUAAACAACCAGAACGUUUCAUAUCUAAUACGAAUCUGAAGUCAUUCACUUCACUUAAUGACCAAUUAAGUGUACAAAUACAUGAAAAUGGUUGUUCAAUUCCCGACAGUGAAUACCAUAAACAGAAAUUGGAAGCACAAGGUCUGGGGCCAGUUACCAUAGAUACCAUGUUGUCAACUACUCCUGGACAAACAAUAUCACCUAAUUCAUACACGCCAUCAUCAUAUGAACGACGGACUUGUCCACCACAUGUUGAUUAUGGUCGUCAGUAUCCUAUAUCAUAUCUUCAGUUAGCAGAGCAAGGUUUUACAGCGAUAAUGAGCAAUGAUGAGUUACACCCUAGUGCGACUGAAAAUGUAGGUCAUCGGUCUAGGUCAUUAGCAAGAUCUUUCUUCAGUCCAAUCCAUUCAUCGUCAUCAACGUCAAGUCAUCAGCAUGUAUCACGACGUGAUGUUGUUCGUUCGGUGACUAGUAGCUCAAUACCAUUUAGGCGUUUGAAUGAGCUUGAACAAACACAUGAUGGUAGUCCAACAAAAGUACCAAAUCAUUAUGACAAUACUAUUGCAUCUAAAUCUGUUGGUGCCAAUACACCAAUCUCAUUAACUGGCCGACCAAAGCGUGAUAUGUAUGUACGUCAGCGACAACUUUCUCCGGGAUCAUCUUCUCUUGGUUCCAGUGUUAUGGGAUAUCGUCGAUCAGAAAGGUUGAAUGCAUCUACACUACCACCAGGAUUAGAGAAUUUACGCCAGUCUACAGGUCGUUAUUCUUGUCGAUCUACUCCAAAUGUAACUGGAAAACGUGGAAUGACUCAGUUAGCUGAAUCGCUUGUACGACCUCGAGUUGAUCGUACUGCUAGUCCACCAUCUGCUGCAGUUUAUUGGUCUGAAGCUAGGCGACUAGCUUCAUAUCCGAAUGCUCGUUUGCCUGAUUCUAACAGUCUACCAGCUAUUGAACGAUACGAUUUCCCUGCUCCACCGUCACCAGCUGUUGUCAUGAUUGAUAAACGUCGUGAAAAACGUAUGACAGGUGUACAAUCCAUUGGUUUAGAUAGUCGAGAUGGUACACUAAGAAAUAGUACAAUGACAUCAACUGAUACUGAUUGGACUGAUCGUGAUCCUGCUAUGAAUGCUAAAUUGGAUCGUAUUGAUGCUGAGAUUGAAACAUUGAAACGAUUAGGUGAAAGCUCCGGUAUCACUGCAGCACUAAUUCAAGAAUUGGAAGCAAGUAAAUUACAAGUACAUGCAGUCGAUUUGGAUCCAAUUUCAGCUUCACGAUCACCGAAUGCAAAUGUUGAACCCGGUUAUAAAACUCGCUAUAGACGGCAUGGGUAUACAUGUAAGUCUUUUUUUUACUUUAUUCUGUAUCUUGAUUAACAUCUCUUACUGAAUAAUGUUUCUUUGCUCCAACGUUUUUGAGAAUGCUAAUUGUACAGUCAACUCUAUCCCCUCUUGUUUGAAUUAUUGUGAUUUUUCCUUGACAACAUCUGUAAAAUGUUAAAUGAUGUUAAUUAUUCAUAAAAUGCAAUUUGUUUGUUUGAUAUUAUUUUGGGCCAUUUGAUGUAAUAAAUCAUAUUUCACUUUGU
Molecule: messenger RNA, 2352 nt
Organism: Heterobilharzia americana
Lineage: Eukaryota; Metazoa; Platyhelminthes; Trematoda; Strigeidida; Schistosomatidae
Source: the annotation of a GenBank genome assembly